AUGCCGAUUUGCAAACGUGAUGGAUUCUAUAAUGUUAGUUCAAAGGGGAAGGACGAAACAUUUCACGACAAUGAAGAUGUUUUCUAUUGUGAAGUGACUAAGGAAAUAUUCAAGGAUUAUGAGGAUUACUUUCGCCAUGUAAUGGCCAUAAACAGCACUGUGUGGCAGUGUGAAGCCACCGGAAAAGACGAUCUGACAUAUGCAGAGGCUUUGAAAAGUGAGCGACGAGCUCGCAAGAAAAUGGAAAUGUUCAAGGAUUGUCUGAGAGCACCUGUAAUGUUGGUCAUUGAACAUGCCAAACAGAGCUCCUUGAAUGUCCUGAAUGCCUUAACAUUCCGCUUCUUACGCAAACGUUUCUUCCUUAACGAGGAGGUAUACACGGGGAAAGGCCCCAAUUCAAUAUAUCGAGUAGAGAGUAUAAGCUCGCCCGACAACAAAGUCCCCGCCAAUGGUGUGUACGAAGACACAGACAAAUUGAUGUACAAAUUAAAAGGGUUGGGGAGUAAAGGCGCAGAACUUACCGUGCCAUUCGAGAAAAUACGAAGGAAGAAAUUUGAAUUUACUGGUGAAAAUUUACAAAUGUUUAUUAAGAAUAAUGUUAUUAGGGUGGAUGGAAUAUUGAGGCCAAAACCAGAAUCAUACCAAAAGUAUGUUACAGAUCGAAAAAUCACAUUUGAAUCCCUGUUUAUUGGGAAGAUGCCACACUUCACACCAGCGAAAAUUAAGAAACCAGAUGAAAGCAAGAACAAACAGUCCACAUUGAAUAAUUAUUUCGGUAAAAAAGACAAUGAUAAGACAUCUGGGUCAUCAAAGAGCGAGAAGGCCAAACAAGAAAAGGAGAAAGAAAAGGCCGAUAAGUCGGAGUCUAAGGCUAAGGCACUAAAGGAAGAAAUGGAACGUAUAAAGCGCGCCAAAGAAGAAACUUUAAUGGCUCAAAUGCGUGAAAAAGCCGAAAAGAGAGCCAAGCUGUUGGAAAAAAUUGAAGAAGAAGUUACUUCUUUACUUACCAAAACCGAUGAUUUGGAGCGCACAGAUCAACGUUUAAUGCCUGUCUAUACACCCAUAAAAACGGUGAUAUCCACAAAAUUGCUAGGCGAUGCUUUCAUGUUGCGAGAAUUUAUGCAUACCUAUGCCGGUUUGUUAUCGGGCAUUGAAGUGUUCAAAAACAAUCUCAGCUUCUAUGAAAUGGCACGUUCGUUUACCGUACGUGAAGUGGCUGGUCCACUCUCUGAUAUAUUGCUUAUACUUGUCGGAACCAUUUUCGAUUUACAGCGAGAGGAAGAGGAGGAAGUGUAUAUUUCUUACAAAGCGUCCUCACAGUCUAUACCCUAUUGGACACAUAAAUAUGUGCAACGGCAUUUCUCGUUUCGUCUCCACGAACUUCCAUUGGAUGCGUUGACAGUAAGUGAGGUGUUACGCCUACAUUUGUUGGCUUCGGGGGCUUGUGUGAAGGAGAAACAGGCCGAGAAAUGGCGCAUCAUGUAUCGCAAUGGCUACACAUCGCAGGAAGAUCCUGGUUUAGAACUGAGAGCUCGACACCCACAUAUUUUGCGGGCUUUAAAAAUGUACACCAUCUAUCAGUUGCCAUUCUUCGAUAUCAUGCGUGUUCUAAAAUGCCUCAUGGCACAAAUUCUAACCUACUCGCCCACAAUAAAUCUCAUCGAGGAACGUAUGGAACAAAUGGCUACAGCUAGACAAGAACUAAGGACACUAAUUGCCGCCGAAAAGCAAAGGGAGGCUGCUGUACAGGCACAAAAGAAAACUCUUACCGUUGAAUUUAAUGUUCAAUGCUUGGACGAUGAAACUAAAAACAAUCCCGAAAAGAAGAAGUCCCUGGAAGAUAAACUCAACAAGAAAAUAGCCGAAAUAAUGGCUACAUCGGAAAGGGAAAAACGUAAAUUUGAUCAACAAAUUGCCAAUACCCAUAGUUCGCUGUUUAACUUUUUGGUUUACUUGGGCAUGGACAGAGCUUACCGCAAGUACUAUGUCCUGGAAUCCAUGCCUGGUAUUUUCGUAGAACAUCCUGUUGAAUGUUCAGACAGAUGUUUGGACAAUCCACCCAAGAAUAAUUUAUCCAAAGGUCUGUCAUUGGACAAAGCUAAUUUGCCCAAGAACCGUGCAAAUCUUCGGGCAAUGUUGCUAAAAAUGUACACCGAACAGGAAAAGAAAUCGAAAAAUGACAUUGCUGCUCAAGAGGACAAAGAAAAUCUCAAUCAACAAAAUGGAACUGUGGUAAACGGUCUGGCCAAUGGCCAUGCCAACGGAGAGAAAAUGGAUGUUGACGAAGUAUCCCCCGCCACUACGACCGAGGAAUCUGCUCCCACACAAUAUCAACUGUUUAUGUGCACAGGAAAUCCACGCGAAUGUAUUGUCCACGAUGAACGUAAUCCCGAUCGUCAUCGAUGGUCAUAUCUCUAUAAGAAGGAAGACUUAGAGGCAUUAAUUGAAUCGCUAAAUCCCCUAGGCUAUCGAGAGUCCGAGUUACGGGAACAACUGACUACGCUUAAAGACCUUAUUGCCGAACACAUAAAGAAUUGUCCCGUCGAUAUGUUGAAUAUCGAAACCAAAAACAUAUCCAAGUUCAAUCAAAGCAUGAUGAGCGAAACUAUGCGCAAAUAUAACAAAUCCAAUUUUGGCUUCCCCAUCGAUGGAGCUGAUCUCAAUGAGGUUAUGUACGGUGCCUUGGUCGAUCGUAUACUUCAAUUUGAGAGUGAAAUUUACACCGGCGACUUGGGACGUCUUAAAGUGAAAGAUAUGCAAAAAUGGCGUGACGAUUUACAAAAUAGCCGUUAUGAUCCACAAGUUAAACUGCAGUGGGGUCCACCGAAAAAUACACCUGCAUCAGCAUCUACGGAGUCAUCUGAAGUUGAUGGUGACAAGAAAGCAGAUGAAGAUGAUGAUGGUUCAGACAAUGAAACAGAACAAGGGGAAAAUGAUGAGCGAAAUUAUGCCGGUAAACCAUAUCGUGAUCCUGGUGAAAGUUUAGGUGAUACAUUGGAAAUUGAUUCCGAGGAUUCAGCCGAUGAAGGCAUUUCAUUACACGAUUCGGAUACAUUACGUUCGUAUGUAAAACAAUUGUCGUCGGCAUUGUUGCAAGUAGAACAAGCUGUCGAAAGGCGUUUCCUUAAGGAGCCAUUCGGUGUUAACAGUAAUGUCAAGGAUAAAGAUGUGCUCGAACAUAAACUAACACUGGCAGCAAAUCGUUUACGUCAAUGGGAAGUUUCGCUAAUGGAGAGUACAAGUUAUUCACAGGUCUUUCUUCACUUAAAUGUUCUGUAUGACUGCAUAAUGUGGGCACGAUCCACAAAUAAAUCCAACUGUGUCGUUUGUCGUCGCGGCAGUGAUCCUGACAAAAUGUUACUUUGUGAUGAGUGUAAUGCCGGUACGCACAUGUUCUGCAUGAAACCAAAAAUGAAGACUGUUCCCGAAGGCAAUUGGUAUUGUAAGCGUUGCGUCGAAAAGUUAGGACUUCAGAAUGCCAAUGACAAGAAAAAUAAAACCACACAGCGUCGUAAACGCAAGUUUAUUGUCGAAGAGGAUAAUAGUGAUGUGGCAUCGGUAUCGUCGGAGACAACAGGUUCACGAAAUGGUGGUGGUGGUGGUCGAGCAACAAAUGAUAAGGGUCGUAACAAACGAUUACAGUCCAAUGAAAUUGAAGAUAUGCUGGAAGAGGAUGAUGAUGACGCCGCAGGUGAACAAGAAACAAUUGAUGAGGAUGCUGUUGCCGCCGAUAUAAGUAUGGAAGAAGAAGAGGGUGCAGAAGAAGCCGACGAAGAUGCAGAAGCCGAUGAAAAGGAACAAUCGAACAAUGAAUCUGAAGUUGAUGAGGAUGAAAAUGUGUGCAACAUAUGUUCGUAUGAUGGCAGUGAAAUAUCCUGUACAACAUGCAAAGAUUCCUUCCAUUUAGAAUGUAUAAAAUUAAAGCGUAUGCCGCGCUACAAUUUUGUAUGCAACAAAUGUAAAACAAAUGAAAAUUCCAAGAAGCGAAAGAGCAGAGCAAAUGGUAAGUUUGUGAAAGAACUCGAAAAUUUAUCCGAAUUUUUAUAACACAAUUCUCUUUUGUUUAUUGAAGAUUCUCAAUCAGACGAAGAAAGCAGCGACGAUGAUGAACCCUUGGUUAAACGUGGUCGUGCAUCUCGUCCCUCCUCACAACGUAAUUCGCUGGCUAACACAAAAGCCGAACAAGACUCAACCACAAAGUCAUCAAACAGCCGACGUUCAAUACGUCGCACUGCCGACAAUUUACCCUUGAACAAUUCAAUAUUAUAUGAACUCUUGGAGAAGAUUAUGAAACAUGAACAUGCCUGGCCAUUUUUGAGACCCGUAUCACAAUCCGAAGUACCCGAUUAUUAUGAUAUCAUUAAGAAUCCCAUGGAUUUUGCCAAAAUAAAAUCGAAAUUAAACAUGGGUUCAUAUCAAAUCAAUGAGGAGGUGAUGCGUGAUGUUGAACUUGUGUUUGGCAAUUGUGAUGAAUACAAUGUCAAAGGCAAUGAAAUCUAUGAGGCUGGCGCAGCAUUGGAAAAAUAUGUCAUAGACCUGUGUAAAGAACUGAAUCUACCAUACAAACCAAGCGAUAUGAAUUCAGAAGUUUAGUCCAAUUAAACC
Musca vetustissima is the source of this 4605-nucleotide messenger RNA. It is a transcript of the gene Acf, whose product is annotated as bromodomain adjacent to zinc finger domain protein 1A. NCBI's taxonomy places the organism in Eukaryota, Metazoa, Arthropoda, Insecta, Diptera, Muscidae. Gene Ontology annotation, biological process: chromatin remodeling. Gene Ontology annotation, molecular function: protein binding. The transcript has 5 exons. The record is from RefSeq and is a predicted model, not a curated record.